Molecule: messenger RNA, 1021 nt
Organism: Physcomitrium patens
Lineage: Eukaryota; Viridiplantae; Streptophyta; Bryopsida; Funariales; Funariaceae
Source: RefSeq, a predicted model, not a curated record
ACUUCAGCCUCCGCGGAGCAGGCCUGGUAUCCUCGAGCUCGCUCUGUUUUUCUAGUUGCGGCGCGAUUCUUCAGCACCGGACCUUCAUCACCCACCCCUCAGUUCGAUCGCAUUCUCACGCAUUUGGAUAUCUUCGUACUGCGUCCUGCGUGUCUUGCCCGCUCAUCGUCGCGUUUCGGUGCAGCAGACGUAGCGGGUUAGUCGUUGAAGCACCAUCUAUCGUUGAAGUGGUCGUGGGUUGAUAAGACAGACGAGACAGGUUCAAUAUGUCGUCGACUAAUGCGCCUUAUGCAACGCUGCAUGAUCUGCCGAAGUGGGAGAAGCGAGCGGACGUGGGUCAAGCACCGUGGUGCCAGGACCAGACAGCAUUCAAAAGCUCGCGUGGUCAUGACCCCCUUCCCUACGUCGCCUGCAACUCGCGAACUGCCCCUUUCGCCACUUUCCACAAUAUUCCCAACCAGGGUGGGGCCAUAAGUGAGCGCAGUGUACCGGUACUCGAAUCCCCCGCUGUACAGCAAGUGCGUCCCUCCAACGGGUCUCUACCAUCCCAUGAGCUCAGACACAGCACUCCUUAUGGUACUUGUGAUGCUGUUGACCAUCGUCCAACGCAGCUGAAUUUAUCAAAGGUGCAUCAAGCUCCUUGGGAUCGUGAUGAUGUACACCACAAGCAGGUUCAGCCAAGGUUCCCACAUGGGGAGGAUGCUCCUCACUACACCUCAUCUCAUGCACCGUAUGCAACGGACUCCCAACGAGGGUGAAGAAGGUGUGUAUCACGACUUAGGUUGCAAUUCCCAUGCGCUUAUUGCCACUACUGCUUUCCAACGUAUAUUCACGUUUUGAACAUGUUAGAGACGAUUAUACACCGCCCUGUCCCUUACGGUAGUAGACAUAUGGUGUAAAUAAACUGUUUGCCUAGCGUGUAAGAUAAUUUUUCCCAGUAGAGCUCUGUUAACAACUCUCAUUGUCAACGUGACCUUCAACAUUCAAAUCAAUCAUGGAUAUCUCCAACACGCUGAGUUUG